AUGGCGCCAACCGGACUGUUGGACUCCUUCCUGGCCGCUGUCCAAGCGAGUCUCUCAGUCCUGCUUGUCAUAUCCUACGGCGGCAUUGCAGCUCAUUUGAAUCUUUUAAACCCUGAUAACACCAAGGCAAUCUCUAAAAUAUGCGUGCGCAUGUUCCUACCCGCACUUCUCAUCGUGCAGAUCGGGUCGGAAUUGCACGCCGGUGCUGCAAAGCGAUAUCUGAUUAUUUUCAUUUGGGCGCUCCUGUGCCAUUUUAUCUCAUUCUUGAUUGGCACUUUCGCACAUCUGGUGUUUGGAAUGCCAGACUGGACAACGGUCGCCUUGAUGUUCAAUAACACAACCAGCUACCCGCUGCUACUAGUGGCCGCUUUGAAUGAUACUGGUAUUCUCAAGUCGCUCAUCAUUACCGACGAAACUACCCGAGCAGCGGUGGAACGCGCCAAAUCGUACUUUCUGGUAUUCGCCACGGUCUCCAGCUGUCUCACAUUCGCAGUCGGGCCCAGACUUAUCGACUCCGAACAUGCGGCCGAAGAAACCAAAGACCACGUCUCUGAGGAGGGCGAUGACUUUGAUGACGCCGGUUCACCCCUUGACGCCAACGAGGAGACUGGUCUUCUGAAUCAGCGAGCAUCAGCGGUGCAAUUUGCGGAUCCCUUUGCACAAAAUUCGUUCUUCCCAUCCAAGAGGAGAAAACCUACAUCAAGAGUGCAACCAGUACAGAAUCGGAGAGCGUCCAUGGUGCCUCGCAAGCACUGGACAAGGUUGGGCCCGCGAGCGAAAUGGUGGCUUCUCUUCAUCUCGGAUUUCUUCAAUGCUCCACUCUUGGGUGCUGCAAUUGGCACCGUCAUUGGUCUGAUACCUUCCCUUCACCGUGCAUUCUUCAGCAGUACCCAGGAAGGCGGUAUCUUCACCGCGUGGCUCACAUCAUCUCUGAAAAGCAUCGGCGGUCUUUUCGUCCCGCUCCCAGUGGUCGUUGCCGGGGUGUCUCUAUACACCUCAUGGCAAGAAGCGAGAAAGUCGAGCGACAACAGAACCUUACCGUGGAUGACCGUAUCAUUUAUUCUAGCUGUGCGCUUCAUAGUGUGGCCAGUGGCAUCGAUUGCGCUUGUCUACGCCUGCGCAACGAUGACCACCAUACUCGGGGAAGACCCUAUGUUGUGGUUUACCAUGAUGCUGAUGCCCACUGGCCCGCCUGCCAUGAAGCUUAUUACGCUCAUUCAAGUGAGCGAUGCCGAAGAAGAGGAUGAGAAAAAUAUUGCAGAACUGUUGACCAUAUCUUAUCUCAUCUCGCCAAUUCUCUCUUUCACGGUCGUUGCCAGUUUGCGAGCAGCUCAAACUGCAAUUUAG
Exophiala aquamarina CBS 119918 is the source of this 1347-nucleotide messenger RNA. RefSeq lists its product as uncharacterized. Gene Ontology annotation, cellular component: endoplasmic reticulum; membrane. NCBI's taxonomy places the organism in Eukaryota, Fungi, Ascomycota, Eurotiomycetes, Chaetothyriales, Herpotrichiellaceae. The transcript is spliced from 2 exons. The record is from RefSeq and is a predicted model, not a curated record. The coding region runs from base 1 to 1347 and encodes 448 amino acids. Gene Ontology annotation, biological process: transmembrane transport.